Lepisosteus oculatus (spotted gar) is the source of this 1048-nucleotide messenger RNA. The record is from RefSeq and is a predicted model, not a curated record. NCBI's taxonomy places the organism in Eukaryota, Metazoa, Chordata, Actinopteri, Semionotiformes, Lepisosteidae.
UGGCCUGGGAGAGCGGAGUCCCCGGAGCGCAGCGGGUGCCGACCGGCGCCCAGACGCGGGACAUGUCGCGGUCAGCCGGCCGGGUCGCCACAGCUGCCCCGGGGGGCAGUUCGGGGUGCGGCCCCUCGCCCUGACGCGCCGCCUCUGCCCCGGGACGUGCUGCCCCGUCUGGGAAAGUGAAACGGUCUAUUUCUUUUUUUUUUGGGGGGGGGGGACUCAUCGGAACCGCGGGAGGCCGGCCAGGAUGGACCGGGGUCAUGGGUCCCGGCGCGGCCUGCAGUAACUCUCCGGCCACUGUGACCGACUGCGGAGAAGCAGGCUGGGAGCGCAGCUCACUUCAGACCUCCCUCUAACCCCCCCAGUUUCGUGGGAAGCGGACUUGGCGGCGCCCGGCGUGCGGCCGGACUCUCCCCCUGCGCGCCGCCAUGGCGGACAGCGGCCUGGGGCGCAUGGUGUCCCGGCCCGGGGAGGAGGCUGUCCUGGGCGCCGUGCUGCCGGCCUCCUCCCCGCACAACACCUCCCUGUCGGCCAGCCCGACCCCCGGGAGCGACUCCCGGGGCUGCGAGAACGGCGCCCUGAUGGACAGCUUCGGCAUCUUCCUGCAGGGCCUGCUGGGGGUGGUGGCGUUCAGCACGCUGAUGUUGAAGCGUUUCCGGGAGCCCAAGCACGAGAGGCGCCCCUGGAGGAUCUGGUAAACCCCUCGCCUGCCCCAGACACCCUCUCCCGGGGGCGGGGGGCUUCCUGCUGGACAGGAGAGAUGGUCCCCUGGUCCUCUCCCGUUUCUCUCUUUGUCUGGCACUCCCUCUCUCCCCUCUGCCUCUCAUUUCAUUCUCCCUCUCCCCUCUGCCUCCUGGUCGCCGUCUCUCUCUCUCCCUGCCCCUUCCUGCCCAGCUCCUGGGCCGGGCUGUGGAAUUUCUCCAGCGCAGCGACUUGUGUGGGAAUUUCUCUGCCUUUGGUCUGUAUUUCCGGGGCUGUGCUGGGUGUGGAGGCGGGGCUGGUGAUGCAGGGGGGGCGGGGCUUGGCUGGCAUGGGGGGUGUGGCUAGAGAA